AUGGCCAACAAAGAUCUUCCAUUUCGAGGGAGGACCCAAGAGAUCAACCAUUUCAUCGGCCUUGUUACAAGUCGUUUGAACAAACGUGCCAGCCAGGACCGUACGGAUCAUCCAUUGACUGUGAUCGCGAGUGCUCCUGGCAUUGGUAAGACAAGAUUGCUCGAGGAAACAUCACUGGCUCUUUCUCAACAUGGGGCUCUCAAGGACCACUUUAUUGUACAGAUCAAUAUCACCUUUGGCAAUGGAACACGAGUCACACUCAAGGAUGCGAUGAAUGGAGGUGUACACGCUGUCAGCAGUCGUAUACUGUUUCGAUUCUUCGAACCACAAUCAACAUAUGACAUCUUUGUCCAACAGUUCGAGAGUCAAUUUGGCUUCGGCUCAUUCUCGUCCAUCACGUCCUCAGUCUGUUUCAACAUCAUCGAGUCCUAUAUGCGCCAAUCUGACCAGUUCCAAGAUAAGGUGCAAAACAAGACAAUCUUAUUCAACAUUGGUAUCGACGAGUUCUCAUUGCUAUUCGUCAAAGACAGCAUCCUUCAACAAAGAUACCAACAAGAGAUCACUACCUACUUCAACCAACAUCAACAACAAUCCUUUGCUCAACUGAGUGAUCAAGAGUCAAACCGAAUCAAUCGUUCCUUCUUGAAGGAGGUCAUUCUUGCAGUCGUCCCUCUCCUCAUUCCAUCUGACCCCAAGGGCACCUUUUUCCAUGUCACCAUGGUAGGGACCAUUAUCACACCCAUUAGAGAUGUCAUCCAUAUCGACUCUUCGCACCCUUACAAGCGGGUACCCAUUGGUCUCCUCAGCUUCUAUGAUACUCUUUGGAUCGCUCAACAGUAUCUCUCAAACCCGGAUCUCUCGGACAUCCAAGCAGCCAAGCUAAGGAAAGUUCUGGCCUUCAUUGGAGGAUGGGCACGACCAUUGUUCAAGUUCCUCGAGGCCUAUCACUUUGACCCAUCCAAUCGAGACAGUACACUCAUCGGACUGCUUUCAUUCAUUCCCACACCUGGAUUGGAGUCAAAGCUUCCAAAUGAUACAGUGGCGAGCCUCGUGUCCAUGUCUCUGACAGCAGUCCAUACAUCAAAGAAUGAUUGGCGAAGAUCACAAUAUGUCUCCGAAGAAUCACUCGAGUCUCUGGAGAGCAAAGGAACGAUCAGCUCGCUCGUAAUGCCAGACGGCUCCCGUGUAGUGACUCUUCCUCUCAUUCUCCUUCGCAAGUACUGUGAGUCGAACCCUUUGCUUGUCCCUGUCAAGCACAUGGUUGAGCACCUCAUUAUCUCCGACGACCCGAACGCAUGGGAGGAAUUCUGUUGUCGGUACCUUUUGGCACGAAGGUCUUCCUUUGUGAUACUUGGCAAGACAUCGAUCACCAUUUGGGAGUACUUUGGUGAUGCACUGCACACGAAGAUCGUUGAUCUGAACACAUCAUUCAAUCUGUCCGCCUCAGCCGCGCCAACUUUCACCAAGCUUCAGCAUCAAUACCCGAAGAAGUACCAUUCCAUUGUGCCCGAGAAUGUCUAUCGCAAUGCUGCCAGUGCGCCAUUUGACUGGCUCCAAUGUUUUCAAACAUCAAGCAACAUGAUAUACUUCCUGUGCGAUGGCAAGCAUACAACAGUCAAUGCUGGUCUCCCACUCUCUGAAGUCGACGACAACAUCAAAGCCUGCACAGCAUCAACAGGAUCAAUCCUUCGCAAACAGGACACCUAUGUUCACUGCUUCAUCACCAAUCGAGAUUCCAUCUCAAAUGAUAUCAUCUCGAAUGCACAACUCUCGCUGCUCCCACUUUUGUUCAUCAACAAACGAAGCAGCUUCUAUCCUUGGUCAAUACGCUCCUAUAUUGACAGCCAACUGUGA
This is a messenger RNA of Acytostelium subglobosum LB1, 1854 nucleotides long. RefSeq lists its product as hypothetical. The transcript has a single exon. Lineage: Eukaryota; Evosea; Eumycetozoa; Acytosteliales; Acytosteliaceae. The record is from RefSeq and is a predicted model, not a curated record. The coding region runs from base 1 to 1854 and encodes 617 amino acids.